Molecule: messenger RNA, 823 nt
Organism: Trichogramma pretiosum
Lineage: Eukaryota; Metazoa; Arthropoda; Insecta; Hymenoptera; Trichogrammatidae
Product: alpha-ketoglutarate-dependent dioxygenase alkB homolog 7, mitochondrial
Exons: 2
Coding region: 124-807 (227 amino acids)
Biological process (GO): fatty acid metabolic process; DNA damage response
Cellular component (GO): mitochondrial matrix
Source: RefSeq, a predicted model, not a curated record
UUUGAAUACAACAUAACGACAUAACUUAUUCGAGUUGUUUUAAAUGAACAUAGUGGGUGUCUAGUUUUGUCUAAAAAUCGAUUGAGUUUUUGACUUGUAAACAACACUUGACAGCUCUUCAAAAUGCUGAUAAAAACAAUUCAGUCCAAGUGGAAGUUGUUCAGAAGACCAAUAAAUAUCAUAAGACAAAGUUGUUCGAAUGCAGAUAAUAAAUUAGUAAAAGAUGAGAACAACAAUGACAACUUUAAAAAUUGGAAAGAAAAAUUGCACUCAAACAUGUUGGUCUAUGAAAAUUUCAUCACAGAGGACGAAGAGAAAAGUCUUCUCGAUGAAGUUGACCCUUACAUGCAACGUUUGAGAUAUGAAUAUGAUCACUGGGAUAAUGCCAUUCAUGGUUACAGAGAAACUGAAUUUCCUCGAUGGAAUCCUGAAAAUACAAAAGUCAUUAAUAGAAUUAGGGAAAAAGCCUUUCCACCUGAGAUGCAACAACUUGGUUUAGUUCAUGUUUUGGAUCUUGCUGAAGAUGGCUGGAUUAAACCUCAUGUUGAUAGUCAUCGGUUUUGUGGAGAAAUCAUUGCAACUAUUAGCUUAUUAAGCGAUGCAAUAAUGAGGCUCACUUAUGUUGGACAUGAAAAACAAUAUUGGGAUGACAUUUUUGUGCCAAGGAGAUCACUAUACAUAAUGAAAGGUGUUGCUAGACACAAAUACAAUCAUGAAGUAUUAAGCAAAGAAGACUCUAUUUUCAAUGGAAAAGUUGUAGAUAAAAAAAGACGGAUUUCCAUUAUUUGUAGAAGUGAACCAGAAUAGUUGCGUAACAGUUGUA